Gekko japonicus is the source of this 2724-nucleotide messenger RNA. RefSeq names its product bystin like (gene BYSL). The record is from RefSeq and is a predicted model, not a curated record. Lineage: Eukaryota; Metazoa; Chordata; Lepidosauria; Squamata; Gekkonidae. Gene Ontology annotation, biological process: rRNA processing. Gene Ontology annotation, molecular function: snoRNA binding. Gene Ontology annotation, cellular component: nucleolus; cytoplasm; preribosome, small subunit precursor. The transcript is spliced from 7 exons. Bases 42 to 1367 code for a protein of 441 amino acids.
GCUGUCUUUCUCCACGCGUGGUUCUUUUUUCGGAGGGGAUCAUGCCGAAAGUUAAGCGGCCGAGGGGCUCCAGCGGGGCGGGGGGGAAUGUUUCCCUGGCCGAGCAGAUUAUCCAGGGAGAGUCAGUGAAGCCCAUUACGCGCGUGAAAACAAGGGGUAAAGCGGGGAGGCGUGGCGGCGAAGAAGAAGAGGAUGAGUACGUGGAUGAAAAGCUCUCCCGGAGGAUCCUGGAGCAGGCUCGGAUCCAGCAAGAGGAGCUGGAGGCCGAGCACGGCACAGGCAAAGAAGAGUCAAAGAAAAAGAAAACGACUUUCCUGGGGCCUACAUCAAAGGAUGGGAAUUCAGACACAGAGGAUGAUGAGUGGCCAUCGCUGGAGAAAGCUGCAACCAUGGAGAAAGGAGAUUAUUGUAAAGAGGUGACUGUGAAUAUGGAAGAUGAAAAGGCUAUUGAGAUGUUCAUGAACAAGAAUCCACCAUUGCGGCGCACCUUAGCAGACAUCAUCAUGGAGAAGAUCACAGAAAAACAAACAGAAGUAGAGACAGUGAUGUCAGAAGUAUCAGGUCGGCCCAUGCCACAGCUUGAUCCACGUGUCCUAGAGGUCUAUAAGGGAGUCAGAGAAGUUCUGUCAAAAUACAGAAGUGGAAAACUGCCCAAAGCCUUCAAGAUCAUACCAGCAUUAUCCAACUGGGAGCAGAUCCUUUAUAUCACGGAGCCAGAAACAUGGACAGCAGCUGCCAUGUACCAAGCAACCAGAAUAUUUUCAUCGAACCUCAAAGAGAAGAUGGCUCAGAGGUUUUAUAACUUAGUGCUACUCCCUCGAAUCAGAGAUGACAUUGCUGAAUAUAAACGCCUCAAUUUCCAUCUUUACAUGGCACUGAAGAAGGCUUUGUUCAAGCCUGGAGCCUGGUUCAAAGGGAUCCUUAUCCCCUUGUGUGAAUCAGGAACAUGUACGCUGAGAGAAGCCAUAAUUGUGGGCAGCAUUAUUACACAGUGCUCUAUCCCUGUUCUUCAUUCUGGGGCUGCUAUGCUAAAGAUUGCUGAGAUGGAGUACAGUGGUGCCAGCAGCAUUUUCCUCCGCCUGCUUAUUGACAAGAAGUAUGCCUUGCCUUUCCGUGUUGUAGAUGCUCUGGUCUUCCACUUCCUAGCUUUCCGGACAGACCAACGCACCUUGCCUGUUCUGUGGCAUCAGUGUCUCUUGACCUUUGUCCAGCGUUACAAAGAAGACCUCUCCUCAGAGCAGAAGGAAGGCCUUUUGGAGCUGCUCAGAUUCCAGAGCCAUCCCCAAAUCUCCCCAGAGAUCCGUAGGGAACUGGUGAAUUCCAAGUGUCGGGAUGUGGAGGGAAUGCAGCCCGAGGCAAUGGAGUGACUGAAAGAUAUGAAAAAGAGCUUAUUUCCCUUGAAUGUUUUAUCUGUGGUGACUUUGCUUACAGUGGGGCUUUAAAGAGAAGGUGGCAGCUGAAUUGGUCUUGCAGCUGUAACAAAUUGUUGAAUGAACAUGUUUACAUCUCUGUGAGUUUGAGAAGUGUUCCUUAUGCAAAGGUGGAUGCAUUUGUAACUUCCAACUGGAUGCCCAUUUGUGUUGGUAUGAGUCCCUUUUAGAAGCUGGAAUUCCUGACUACACACACACACACACACACACACACCCCUCCUCCCUUUCCUGGUAGAUUUAUAAAAUGCUCUGUGGCUUUUUGGCCAGCAAAGGCUGAAAUUACGUUUUUGCCCUUUUAAGAUGCUAGUGGAUGGAUGCCCUAACAAACAUGCUUUAAUAAAGUUCAGCUGUUGGGCUGCUAUUCAAGUAAAGAAGAAAAGGACCAUCAGUCACAUGGUAGAAUAGAGCUUGGGUUAUCAAGAAUUUACUCUCGAAAGCAGGGAAGGCCAGUUGGCUUGUCAGUAACAUUUCCCUGUUCUGUUUAGUGCCCACCAGUUCAAAGAUGAAGUCUGGCACACUGACCCUGUCGAGGUUCUUGAAUUCUCUCACCCGUCCCCAUGCUGAGGGGCGGGGUAGCAGCUCUGCUUGGAAAUGGCAUACAACCUCCCAGCCAUAUUGGCUUGCAUUUGUGCUGCUCUGCUUCUUCAGCUGGGCAGUCAGCCACCUCUUUCAGUACUGAAGGCAUGGCCUGACUAACCGGGGGAAGGAAGAUGCCUUACACAGCAUGCCGUGUAAGUCUGAGACAAGUAGCAUUUAGCACCAGCCAAGCUGUUUCCGUGAACAAGCCCUCAGAAAACCAAUGCAGCUCAGUGCAGCACCCCUGGUGUCACAUUAAAUGUGUAUCCAGCUUUUAUGCUUAGUAAUGGUCUCAGUGACUGAUAAAAAUCAAAGUUGUGUCAGUACCAGGUAAAAACAGCCGGGCUGCCACUUUUUCACCUGAUGGCAGUUGAUACACAUCUUCUACUCUGAAUAGAGCUAUGGUGGAGCCUCAUUUGGAAUAAUGUGGGCUGUUCUGGUCACUGUAUCUCAAAAAGGGCAUCAUACGACAGGAAAAUGUACAGAAGAUUUUUAAGGGGUUGGAGCACCUUGGAGGAAACACAAGAGUCUGGGACUCUUUACUUUAGAAAAGAGACGGUGGGGGGGUGGAUGGACGGACAUGAUAAGAGGUUUACAAAGCUAUGCAUGGGGUAGAAAGAAUAGACAGGAUUGUUUCUCCUUCCAAAAUACUAGGACUAAAGGGGCAUCCAAUGAAGUUGAUGGAUAGUAGGUUCAGGAUGAAAAAAGGAAAUACUUC